UCGGUCCUCAAGGACCAGCCGGAAAGCCUGGUCCAGAAGGUCUUCGGGGCAUCCCUGGCCCUGUGGGAGAACAAGGUCUCCCUGGAGCUGCAGGCCAAGAUGGACCACCUGGUCCUAUGGGACCUCCUGGCUUACCUGGUCUCAAAGGUGAUCCCGGCUCCAAGGGUGAGAAGGGACAUCCUGGUUUAAUUGGCCUGAUUGGUCCUCCGGGAGAACAAGGGGAGAAAGGUGACAGAGGACUCCCUGGAACUCAGGGAUCUCCAGGAGCAAAGGGGGAUGGGGGAAUCUCAGGUCCUGCUGGUCCCAUAGGUCCACCUGGUCCUCCAGGCUUACCAGGUCCUCAAGGCCCAAAGGGUAACAAAGGCUCUACUGGGCCUGCUGGCCAGAAGGGUGACAGUGGUCUUCCCGGGCCUCCUGGGCCUCCGGUAAGUGUAUGUUAACAAGAGUGAUGUUCUGAUAAUUCACAUCUAGAGACUGCCAAUGAUUUCUCUGAAUUUAUAAGACAGACAAAAAAGCACAUUCUGUCAAAAGUGCUGAUUUUAUAGGAAGUGGUAACUAUAUCAAUUAUGUAAUCAAGUCUACAUGCCAAGACUUAUCUUUUAAUUGAUUUCACUCUUUAAAUAUAAAGAUACCUUAACCAUAUAUUAUAAUAACCUUCUUUUUAUUAAUUUUUCAAGACAAU
Messenger RNA from Galeopterus variegatus (Sunda flying lemur), 682 nucleotides. RefSeq names its product collagen alpha-1(XI) chain-like. The transcript is spliced from 7 exons. Lineage: Eukaryota; Metazoa; Chordata; Mammalia; Dermoptera; Cynocephalidae. The record is from RefSeq and is a predicted model, not a curated record. The annotation marks the transcript as partial.